Messenger RNA from Morone saxatilis (striped sea-bass), 361 nucleotides. It is a transcript of the gene nrbf2b, whose product is annotated as nuclear receptor binding factor 2b. Gene Ontology annotation, biological process: autophagy. NCBI's taxonomy places the organism in Eukaryota, Metazoa, Chordata, Actinopteri, Moronidae. The record is from RefSeq and is a predicted model, not a curated record.
ACCAUCGAGGACCUGCGGCGCCUGGUCGACCACUUGAUGAACGAAAAUCAGCGGCUGGUGGCCGACAACAAGAGGCUACAAACUGAAAACACCCGGCUUCUCUCCGAAGCGGCCGAGGCAGCAGACUUUGUCGAGCGUUCGGAGCUCUGGGUGCUCCCACAAGCAGGUGGGCAGGAGAGAAAAAGCACAGGGAAGGGGAAGGAGAUUGCAAUUCCUCAGCUGCCACCACUGGAGAUGCCAGCUCAGGAAGAUCUGUGUCUGGACGACCUGCCUCCUUUGGAGCUGCCAGAGGACAUCCAGAAUGAACUACAGGAGCUACUGGACAGGGAUAAACUGUGAUAAGAGACAUGUCUCUCUCUCU